Messenger RNA from Drosophila novamexicana, 333 nucleotides. RefSeq names its product larval cuticle protein 65Ag1-like. Lineage: Eukaryota; Metazoa; Arthropoda; Insecta; Diptera; Drosophilidae. Gene Ontology annotation, cellular component: chitin-based extracellular matrix. Gene Ontology annotation, molecular function: structural constituent of chitin-based larval cuticle. The transcript is spliced from 2 exons. The coding region runs from base 16 to 333 and encodes 105 amino acids. The record is from RefSeq and is a predicted model, not a curated record.
ACACAAUAUCUAAACAUGAAGUUCCUCAUCGUCUUCGUCGCCCUCUUCGCCCUGGCCCUGGCAGCGCCACCACAGAAUGAAGUUGGAGUAGUCCGUCAAGAAUCAGAUGUCAGCCCAACUGGCUUCAAAUAUAACCUGGAGCUGACUGAUGGUAUCAAAACUGAGGCCGAGGGUCAGCUCAAGACUUUCGAUAAAGAGGAGGCGGCUGUUGUCGUCAGGGGCUCAUUCUCCUACGUUGCCGAUGAUGGUCAGACCUACACCAUCAACUACAUCGCCGAUGAGAACGGUUACCAGCCCCAGGGCGCUCAUCUGCCCGUCGCCCCCGUUGCCUAA